Messenger RNA from Drosophila innubila, 3781 nucleotides. It is a transcript of the gene tam, whose product is annotated as DNA polymerase subunit gamma-1, mitochondrial. The transcript is spliced from 4 exons. Gene Ontology annotation, molecular function: DNA-directed DNA polymerase activity; 3'-5' exonuclease activity; DNA binding. The coding region runs from base 124 to 3597 and encodes 1157 amino acids. NCBI's taxonomy places the organism in Eukaryota, Metazoa, Arthropoda, Insecta, Diptera, Drosophilidae. The record is from RefSeq and is a predicted model, not a curated record. Gene Ontology annotation, cellular component: gamma DNA polymerase complex; mitochondrion. Gene Ontology annotation, biological process: mitochondrial DNA replication.
UCGAUAAAUAAUACAGAGUGCUCAACAGUACUCAUUUAUCGAUAAAUAGGGCGCUAUCAGAAUAAAUAUUUUGUGAGAAUUUGUUAAUACAUUCAAAAUAAUGUAUUUGAUUGCUUAUCAAUAAUGCGCCUGCUACGUUGCUACGCCACUAAAGCCGGACGUGAACACUAUGCCAGCAGCAGUGUUAAGAUUUAUCGCAAGCUUCCCAGCAAAAGCAAAAUAAAAACAAAACAUGCGCCAACGACGACGCCUACAGCGACGUCGACGCCAACGACUCUGUUACCGGCAACAGAGGAAUACGCUGAAAACUUGGUAAAGGUGCAGAUGAUAUCGCAGAAUUUACACAGGCAACUGUUUCCACAGGCCAUACGACAGAACUCCGAGCUGGAGAACGCAACCGCCAAGUUAUACAACGCCGAAUUAAAGCGACAUGGAAUCGACGUUGCGAGCACGUCGCGCAUUCCGGAUAUUAAUCUGAAACUACCGCCUUUGCGGGGUGAGAAUAUCGAGGAGCACUUCCAUGCCAUAGCCAAGGAGCAGGUGCAGCCCUACGAGGCGCUGCUGCAUCCAUUGGUAGCGUGCAGAGAGCUGCCGGCAAAACCCAAGCGUUGGUCUUUCUCUGCCGGCUGGACAGCCUACGAUCCUGAGGAUGGCUCUGCGACUUCUGUACCACAGCCGAUGGAGAAAGGCAUUGUCUUCGACGUUGAGGUGUGCGUACGCGAGGGCAGUGCUCCAGUACUGGCCACGGCAGUGAGCACCAAGCGCUGGUACUGUUGGGUUAGUCCGAAGUUGACAAAGCAUCGCUUAGAAGUGCCUCCCGUGGAGCCAGUCGAUGUUGACCAAAGCGAACGACCCCAUCACACUUUGGACGAACUCAUACCCCUGGGUCAAGGUGAAAGGGGACUGGUUGUGGGACACAAUGUUUCAUAUGACAGGGCGCGUUUGCGGGAGCAAUAUUUGAUUGAGGAUACGGGCACCCGCUUUCUGGACACAAUGUCGCUGCACACGUGCGUCAGUGGAGUCACUAGCUACCAGCGGGCAAUGUUAAAGUCCAAGAAGGAGCCUGCUGCUGAGGAUCUCGAUUGGUUAGAGCAGAGCUCACUAAAUAGUCUGGUCGAUGUGCAUCGCCUGUACUGUGGCGGUGAGGAUCUGUCCAAGGAGCCACGCAACAUCUUUGUCGAGGGCACACUGGAUCAGGUGCGACAGCACUUUCAGUUGCUGGUGAACUACUGUGCCAGCGAUGUUGAAGCCACUCAUCGCGUGCUCCGGGUGAUUUAUCCGAUGUAUGCCACACGCUUUCCACAUCCUGCCACCUUGGCGGGCAUGCUGGAAAUGGGCUCCGCCUAUUUACCUGUGAACUCCAACUGGGAGCGUUAUAUACGCGACGCGCAACUGACCUACGAGGAUGUCAGCAUCGAGGCCAAAUACCAUUUGGGCCGACGCGCAGAAGAAGCUUGUGCGUUGCUCCAUGAUGAUCAAUACCGCCAGCAUCUGUGGCUGUGGGACGAGGACUGGAGCGUACAGCAGCUCAAGUUAAAGCAGUCUCCCAAGCGCAAGCAACUACCAACUAUGGAGCUGCAACAACUAAAGCAACAACUUACCGCCGAACAGCGCCGACUGCAAACAAAGUUUCAACAUCUUUACGAUCAGGGAUCACUUCUGCCGGCACGACGACCACUGCUGCCUGGCUAUCCCCAAUGGUAUCGCAAGUUGUGCCGCAAGCCGCCGAUGGGAUUCAGCGAGGAUCAACAGCUGGAGGAGGAUGAGGAGCCGUGGACACCAGGCGCUAGUGAAAUAAGCACGGGCAUGCAGAUUGCGCCCAAGCUAUUAUCGCUCUGUUGGGAGGGUUAUCCUUUGCACUACAAGCGCGAACAUGGUUGGGGCUUCCUGGUGCCAUUCCGCAGUGAUGUGGAGAGUCACAAUAGCAACCUGCCCAUUGCGCAACUGCUCACACGCUGUGCGAUCCCAGAAUUCGCCCGCCAAUACGCAUCGGAAGAGGAGUGUAAUCUGGCAAUGGACAUGCUGCCCAACCAAAUCGAUGAGAAUCUGAGCAAACGGCAGUACUACAAAAAGAUCUCACAACGCCAAAAGCAGCUCGAGGAGCAGUACAAAGGCUCUGGUAUCUGGUGCAAUCAAGUGCUUGACGACUGUUGCUUUUUUCUGAAGUUACCACACAAGAAUGGACCCUCCUUUCGUGUGGGUAAUCCGCUGUCCAAGGAUUUCUUGAACAAGUUCUCUGACCAUGCACUGAGCAGUGGUGACCCGACUUGCCAAGCGGCGGCCCGAGUCAUCGAGAUUGCUCGGAUGAUGUCCUACUGGCGGAAUAAUCGGGACCGCAUUCUUAAUCAAAUGGUUGUGUGGCUGCAGGAAAAUGAACUGCCAACUGAGUUGGGAUCCCAUACACGGCACACAGUUUAUGGUGCCAUUUGUCCGCAAGUUGUCGUUGCCGGAACAUUAACGCGUCGUGCCAUGGAAUCCACUUGGAUGACAGCCUCUAACUCUCGUGCAGAUCGCAUUGGAUCUGAAUUGCGCGCCAUGGUGCAGGCGCCACCAGGAUACAAGUUGGUUGGUGCAGAUGUGGACUCGCAGGAGCUGUGGAUCGCCUCUGUUCUGGGCGAUGCCUAUGCCCAUGGCGUGCACGGCGCCACGCCCCUUGGCUGGAUGACAUUAAGCGGCAGCAAGUCCAACGGGAGCGACAUGCACUCCAUCACUGCCAAGGUGGUGGGUAUCUCACGUGAUCACGCUAAGGUGCUCAACUAUGCACGUAUCUAUGGAGCUGGACAGCAGUUUGCCGAAACUCUUCUGCAGCAAUUUAAUCCCACGCUCAGUGCAUCAGAGGCCAAGGCCAAGGCUAUGAAGAUGUUUGCGGCCACUAAGGGCAAGCGAGUCUAUCGCCUUCGCCAUGAGUUCCACGACGAGCUUGAGGACAGAGCCUAUAGCAGCUACGAAGCCAAUCGUCUAGCACUACAACGUCAACGUCCGAUUCUCGAGGUUUUUCAUCGUCCAAGUUGGCAGGGAGGCACGGAGAGCGCCAUGUUUAAUCGACUGGAGGAGAUUGCAACACGUGAGCAGCCGGAAACGCCAUUUCUCAGCUGCCGUUUGAGCCGUGCCCUGGAGUCGCAUGGAGGACACGAUCAGGAGCAACGGUUUCUGCCCACUCGGGUCAACUGGGUGGUGCAGAGUGGCGCUGUUGACUUUUUGCACUUGAUGUUGGUCAGCAUGCGUUGGCUAUUGGGACCACAUGCGCGCUUCUGUUUAAGUUUUCAUGAUGAGCUUCGUUAUCUGGUCAAGGAUGAACUGGCCCAUAAAGCAGCUUUGGCCAUGCACAUCACCAAUUUGCUAACACGCUCGUUUUGUGCCUCACGCAUUGGUCUGACAGAUCUGCCCAUGUCGGUGGCGUUCUUUUCCUCCGUCGAGGUGGACACGGUCCUACGCAAGGAGUGCACCAUGGAUUGCCAGACGCCCUCAAAUCCUCAUGGUCUUAAAGUUGGUUAUGGCAUUCCGCCUGGCCAAAGUUUAAGCAUACAGGAGGCCAUUGACAAAGCAGGAGGUCCUGAUGUCAGUCAAUGGGAGUGGCUCGAGCAGGAGAUAAGUUGAGAACUUGAGGCUCGGUUUCAUAUUUUUUUUGUAUGCUAAAAAUACGUUAUGGAGUGACAAGAAAUUGGCACAAAUAAGAAUUGAGAAUUGAAGUCAAUUAAAACGUUAUAGAAAUCAAAAGCUUUGUAGAUUGAUCGUUUGACGAACGGAAUUAAUAAAAAUAAUAAUCAAGUUGUGAACUCCA